Molecule: messenger RNA, 1187 nt
Organism: Papaver somniferum (opium poppy)
Lineage: Eukaryota; Viridiplantae; Streptophyta; Magnoliopsida; Ranunculales; Papaveraceae
Exons: 4
Coding region: 1-627 (208 amino acids)
Source: RefSeq, a predicted model, not a curated record
AUGGUGAAGAAAAAAACCAUUGAAAUUCAAUUAAGGAGUUCAACACCAAAGAAGUUAGCUAGAGCAUCAGCAGAGCCAAAUGUUACUCCAAGACUUAUUUCUAAAGCUACGAAUAAUCUGAAUUCAAGUUCUAGAAAUGUUGUCCUAGAUUUUGGUGAUGAUCCUAAGCCAACACAGCCAACUCAAGCAAGUGGUGGUGACAAUUUACAUGUGGGAGGCAGUCAAGGAAUUGUUGAUCUUCAAAAUGAUGUGGAACAAGCUCGUUUCUGGACAAAAGCUUCAAAAAAAGUCAUUAAUUUAGAGGAAGCUUUUAAGGCAAUGCAGGAGUCAGUUUGUAAUUUGGAAAAUUGGGGAGAGGACGAAUGUCAUCCUGAAGAUGCACCAUGGACUCAACCACUUUUAUAUAGUGAGAGUGAAGAUGCUAAGGAGUGGUCUGAGUUCUGUAAUAACUUUAAGGAAGUUGGUCCUGGUGGUCCUUCUGUGCGAGGUGACCGAUAUGAAUUUGGUGACCAAGAAGGCAUUAAUGAAGACGAUGGAUACGAGCAGUUGUUGGAGACGGACGAUGAAGCUGAAGCCAACCAUUGUGAUCAAUGCUCCGAUACUCAUGAGGAAACCGGGAAGGCCUAGAGUGAAUAGGAGGAGGAGCUACGAUGAAUCACAAUCUAAGAAGAAACCUAGGUCCUGUAGCAAGUGCAAACAAACUGGUCACAACAAAACUACUUGUGGGGGUGGCGCAGUUGGUUUAAAUCCGAAGGCAAAGAGACUUAGAACUGAGGUAGAUGGUCAGACUUUCACAAGCAUUAACUAUAAUCACGGUCAAAGCCGCACUGGAAAACGUAAGAAUAAUGGCAACAACAACAUUAAUCUUGCUGAAUCUUCACAACCUGGAGGAUCACUAGUUGAUUAAUGGGGAAAGCGUUUAUCAUUAGUUUCAGUUUUUAUUCAGUAGGACUUCGUAAGACUUCUGUUUGUUGCAUGUUUUAUUUGGUUGUUUUAAGAUUUCUGUUAGAGGAUCUUGGGGAGUUUUUUUUCCGCUUUUUCUCGAUCAAUCCCUCUUUUAGGAAUUAGGUUUUGUAUUUUUCUUAUCUCAUUAUUUAGUAUCUUCAUAUCAAAACUACUUGUUUUAGAAUAUGUCUAUCUACUUUUAUUUACAAUUACUUUUAUUUACAAUUUUCAACUGAGUUCGG